Messenger RNA from Plasmodium coatneyi, 2193 nucleotides. RefSeq lists its product as uncharacterized. The coding region runs from base 1 to 2193 and encodes 730 amino acids. Lineage: Eukaryota; Apicomplexa; Aconoidasida; Haemosporida; Plasmodiidae. The record is from RefSeq and is a predicted model, not a curated record. The transcript has a single exon.
AUGAGCGAAAAGGAGGUAAGCGCCCUGCCCGACGAGGUGAAGGAUCUGCUGGAGUGUCUAAAAGAGGGAAAUCCAAAAUUCCAGCAAUAUCUAGUGCAGCUGAAGGAGUACCUACAAAUCGAUCGAAUAAAAAACACCAACACCUUAGUGGAGUACAUUCUGAAGAACAUACAUGCGCGUGAUUUUCAGAGAAACGCAUGCUACUUCUUACCAGAUGUAGUAGUAUACAUUCAAGGUGUAAAUAAAAUUCCGAAAAAAGAUGAGCUGGAUUGUGUAGAUACAGGAAUCACCUUGCAUAAACAUGAAGGGAGUGAAAAAUGUGUCAACGAGAAUUAUGAGGAGGUGUAUCCUCAGUUUAGAAUACCAAUUCAGGAUGAAAAGUUAAGAAGAUUUAACACCAAGGAUUACAGAAAGGAUCUCAUAAGGACAUGCACGAAGAAUGUAAAUUAUAUGGAAAUGAUGUAUGUCCUGAGUAAGAACGUAUCCCCAAGAAAUGGUUACAACCUAUUCAACAACAUUUUGCAUAACUCCGAAAUCAGUUAUCGGUAUAAAUUGCUAUCAUUAGAAUACUUUGCCCAUGUGGUCAAUAAAAUAGCGUUAGAAAGAGCAAAAUAUAUCGCGCAAAUACUUCCCCUAGUUUUGGGAAAAUUCUACAGCAUAGAAGGAAAACCAUACUACAACGACAAUGUUACCAGUAUGGACGUGCUAAUUUCUAUGUGUAAAUUUUCUAAUGUCCUCUGUGAUGAAUCGAUCAGAACGCAGGAAGAUGACAAGCAGGAUGUGGCUCUACACUCCAUCAUAGCCUUUAUUAUGAAAAUAAUAAGCUACCACAAUGCAGAAUUACCAAUAAAUAAAAAUAUAGAAAAAAUGAUAACAUACAUGCACUACGACCAUUUGGAGUAUGAAAAAUGUGUUGAGAUUUAUUCCAUAUUAUCCUCCAAUUUGUACCACGAUAGGAAAGAAAAAAUGGUGAAGGAUUGUUUGUCAGGUCUCGUAUGGAGACUAAGCAUAAUUAACUCAAAUAUUCCACGUCUUUUAGAAAAUGUUAAUAUAUUAAUGCCAAAUGCUAAAGCAUGUGCUUUGGAAAAUUCUACCCUAGAAAUUUCCAUUCUCUGCUAUCUCAUAUUUGUAGAACAAAUAAACGAAUCCUGCUUCCCCAAAAUUUACUCAGAGUUGUAUCUUUUCAAUUUGAUGAUUCGAAAUAGCUACAAUUUACUUUUGUGCAUUCCCCAGGCAGAGGAGGAGGUGAAACAUAAUUUGCUAAUAAAGGCUUAUCACCUUAUUUGCCUUUCUGCCGUCCUAUCCAACAUUAUUAAAAAGAGAGACGAAGCAGUCUUCUCCAAUAUUUACAACUUCAGAUGGAGGCCCUUGGAAUUUUUAAAAACCAUACAUCGCACUAUUCAUGAUAAUAGGACUUUCAAAAUGUACUCCAAAAGUGUAUACAAUGCUGUGUGUAUCAUCAUGAGGAAUUUCAAAUGGGAUAUUCUAUAUUCACUCUAUUACAAGCUGCUUAAUGAGUCCCUUCCGGAUAACGUCAGGAGUUUAAUUGCUUCCUUCUUAAAGGAUGAAAUGCACAAACAAAUGGUGCACCUUGUCAAAAAAGCGGAAGCGAUAAAACAGGAAUUUCACAAAAAUGAAGACUUUGAAAAGGUGCUGAACGAAGCUAUCAAAACGGAGAGAAAUAAAUCAUCAACUCAGGUUACACCUCCAGCAGAUAAUGCAGAACUAGCCAAAAUGAGAAACGUGGCUGAGGAAAUAAAUAAAUUGGGGACACAAGUAAAGAAUAUUAUCUACAUCCUAAUGAGUGAAGAAUCUGUACUACUCAAUGUUGACGCCAUCACCGUCGUGCUGAACAUCAUCAAGAUGAUUUUGUUGAAUAAAAAUUUAAAACCCUUUUACAAUAUUAUUGUAAAUUUUGAACAACCCUCUGCCUGUUUUGUGCAAAGCAAAGUUAAACAUUUUUACAACCAAAUUAAAGUGGAGAAGGCUAUCCUGGAUAGGGAAAAGAAGGACGACGCCAAUUCGAUUUUUUGCACCAACAUGAAUGGAUAUUCACAUGGUCACGGGGCUGAGCAGACAAGAGGGGUGACAUACCAGCACACCGAUGUUACCAUGAAUGAGCUGGACAUCGUCCUUAUGCUUCUGGGGGAUGUUGAGGAGUGCGUCGACAGGAUCAGGGCAUCGCAGGGGUGA